GGGCUCGUUCUCUGUGUGAGAAAGUCUGGCAGGGGGGGCGCACCUGUCUUUACAAGACAAUAUUAUUUUUCUGGCGGAUUUUUUAAAAAAAUUAGGAACCUAUUACCACAAACCAGGUGCUCCAUAGUUGGAAUCCGAUUAAACUUUCACUCAGGGAAACCGCUUCAAACGUGCUUGAAGAAGACUGCGUUGCGCGCAUAGAUGGAAAUUGGGCGACUUUUUGCGCGCCGCUGCUGUGGUACGCCGCGUCUUUCCGCGCGCUGAAGAUGUCGAGGAAGAUACAACAGUUGGGGGAGUUUUGUUUCUGGAAGCCUUCUUUGGUCGGUGGGAGAUUUGUGACACUUUGCAUCCUCUCCGGCGGGUAUGGUUGCCUAGAUGGACCUCCACAAUAAAAGCGGCUGUUAAUGGAUGAACCGAGUGUUCUGCAGAUUGUCGGUUGGAUCGUGUAGCUUCCGCACACUUGAAAGAGUUGCUACCUAAAUCUCGUCGGCUCUGAUGGGACUCCGGCAUUCGUCGCGGUGUUUGCUGCUUCGGCGGAAGAUGGCGGACGCGGACAGCUCGGAGAGGCAACAGCCUGUCAUGUCUCCCGCUUCCCAGUCUGCUCAGCCUCCCUUAAUGCCUAAACCAGUGCCUACUACCCACCACGUGCCCUGUAUCCCCCACACACCUCAUGUAGGAGCUCUGGCCACCUGUCCCAGCCGAGGCAAGAUUGCCAAGUUCAUCAGCCCUGAGGAAAUGACAUCACGGGACUACUACUUUGACUCCUAUGCUCACUUUGGCAUACACGAGGAGAUGUUAAAAGACGAGGUGCGGACGCUGACGUACCGGAACGCCAUGUACCACAACAAGCACGUGUUCAAAGAUAAAAUCGUCCUGGAUGUUGGCAGUGGUACAGGCAUCCUCUCCAUGUUCGCAGCCAAUGCUGGUGCCAAACACGUGUAUGGGAUUGAAUGCUCGAGUAUAUCUGAAUACUCAGAGAAGAUAAUCAAGUCAAACCACAUGCACAAUGCCAUCACCAUCUUCAAGGGCAAGGUGGAAGAGGUGGAGCUGCCAGUGGAGAAGGUGGACAUCAUCAUCUCCGAGUGGAUGGGCUACUGUCUGUUCUAUGAGUCCAUGCUGAACACCGUCAUCUUUGCCAGGGACAAGUGGCUGAAACCUGGAGGCCUGAUGUUUCCUGACAGAGCUGCUCUCUAUGUGGUAGCCAUCGAAGACAGGCAGUACAAGGACUUUAAGAUUCAUUGGUGGGAGAACGUGUAUGGCUUUGACAUGAGCUGCAUUCGCAACAUCGCCAUCAAAGAGCCUCUGGUGGACGUGGUUGACCACAAGCAGGUGGUGACUAACUCUUGCCUUCUUAAGGAGGUGGACAUCUACACUGUGAAGCCAGAAGACCUGUCCUUUACCUCAGCCUUCUGUCUGCAGAUCCAGCGCAACCAUUACGUCCACGCUUUAGUCACUUAUUUCAACAUAGAGUUCACCAAAUGCCACAAAAAGACCGGCUUCUCCACAGCUCCAGAUGCUCCCAGCACACACUGGAAACAGACUGUUUUUUAUUUGGAGGACUACUUGACAGUCAAAAAAGGAGAGGAGAUAUUUGGUAGCCUGUCUGUCAGGCCCAAUGAGAAGAAUGUGCGCGACCUUGAGUUCACGUUGGAGCUGGACUUUAAAGGACAACUAUGUGAAGCUGCCAUUUCCCAUGAUUAUAAAAUGCGCUGAAAGCAAACGAAAAGCCAAGAAGCGACCCAACUCUGAGCCCCCGCCCCUCUAACAAAUGACAAACAGUUAGAAAGAUGGGCGAGGGGCUUCGAGUGAGCACUCUGAUGCAUUUCUAUUAUGGUACAAGACAGCAAUUUGAUCAAGAUGGAUUUACAAGUGCGUCUCAACAAUUUACAAAAUCUAUCCAAAAAGUUUUAUCUCAGUUAUUUAGUUUAAAAACAAAAACUCCUAUAUUUAAAUGGAAUCAUUACAGGCAGAGAGACCUGGCUGCAGACAAGAUGGUGUUGAGAAUUGUAGAAAACCUUUCAUUAAAGCUUAAAUUAGGAAAAUCCAUAACUGUUAGAGUCACCAGUUAAAAUAACACAUGUCCCUCAUCCCUCCGUCAGAUGGGGAUUUGGCGCUGGGGGUCUUCCCUUUUUACUCACUGCUACUGAGGGAGUCCUGGUUAGUUUCUUUUCCUCUGCUUAGUAAUCCGCGUAAAUUCAGCAGGUCGUCUCGUCUGAUCUAAGGUUGAACUCACAUCCAAAUACUAGAGUCAUCCUCCAAAAAAAAAAAAAAAAA
Oryzias latipes (Japanese medaka) is the source of this 2274-nucleotide messenger RNA. It is a transcript of the gene prmt8b, whose product is annotated as protein arginine methyltransferase 8b. Gene Ontology annotation, molecular function: protein-arginine omega-N monomethyltransferase activity; histone methyltransferase activity; protein-arginine omega-N asymmetric methyltransferase activity. Gene Ontology annotation, cellular component: plasma membrane. Lineage: Eukaryota; Metazoa; Chordata; Actinopteri; Beloniformes; Adrianichthyidae. Gene Ontology annotation, biological process: peptidyl-arginine methylation, to asymmetrical-dimethyl arginine; chromatin remodeling. The record is from RefSeq and is a predicted model, not a curated record.